AUGCGCAUCUCCAAAUGUAUUCCAUUCCUCUCGAUUGCCUCUGCUUUUGUUCUUCCAGCAGCAGAACGAUCAAGUUCUCUCGUUAAAACCUGGCUUCCAAUUGAGCUAUCCAGACUCGAAACUGGGCUUGCUGGAGACAAGGAAAGCCCUACCAUCGUCAUCCGAGGCGGGAUACUGGUAGAUAAUGUUGUCAUUGAACUUAGUAACCAGACAUCCCAGCUCAAUAUCCGCGCCGACCAGACCGCUGCUCCCCCCGGGACUGUCUGGCAGCCACUUCCAGGUUCGCAGUGGGAUGAUUGGCAUCGUGAUGUAGUCGUCCGAGCGUGGAAUAAUGCAAUACAACUCGCCAAAGAUGCCUCAGCUUCUCUCAAAGAUAUCAUGCCCGAUUCCGCAAAGUACAAUGCUUUUUGGGACCAAAACCAGGAGAAGUGCAAGAAACUUAAGGAUGGAGUGACGCUGAGUGCGGCGGGGAAAAGCAUGAGAAACUUGUGCUACCGACACUUUAUUGCGCAGAACAAUCUUGCAUAUGGCCAGUAUUUUGGCGCGGAUCCAGAAAAUAUACAAUUGAUCCAGGAAAAUUUCAUGAGGAUUGUGGAGCUGACUGGUAAACUCGAUGCAACAGAUCGGGACAAUCAGCUGCUCUACCUUACAUGGGGACCGACGAUCACAGAUAUAAAUGACAACUUGAAUCAAUGCGUGGUGAUUCCUGGAGCAGAGACACAAGCAAUGGUCAUUUCGGCUGAUGUAGUGAAAGAGCUCCAAGGAAGUGUUGUACCGGUGGGAGCCCAGGUUAUUCACUUCUGUCCAGCUUUUUUUGAUGUGACAAAAUUGGACCGAAUGGAAUUACAAGAAGCAAGAAUUUCAGCAGCAACCGACGGCGGAAAAGCCGAUAUUUGCAGACUGGACAGGCUAGACUCUACUGCUAGGGCCUUGCUACAUGAGUUGACGCAUCUCCACUGGGUACUUAACACAAACGGAGCCAAAGCGAAGCGCGUACCAGACACAUAUGGGUGGUACAAUAAUAUACCAAAGAGUGUAGACACGUUAGCAGCGAGCACUGCUCAGAAGCCUCAUACUAAGUCUUUCGGCUCACAGAACGCUGACAACUAUGCCUGGAUGGCUAUAUACAAUCAUUUCAACGCACUGGACUCAUGUAAAGGCGUGAAGUACAAAGGUGUUAAUCAGGCAGGCAACACUUGCAAUACCGACGUAUGGCCGCAGGACAAGGAAAAGCCAGUGAAGACAGCAUGGGCCAGCUACCCAGGAGCGGAUUGA
Messenger RNA from Cadophora gregata, 1275 nucleotides. RefSeq lists its product as uncharacterized. The transcript has 8 exons. The record is from RefSeq and is a predicted model, not a curated record. Gene Ontology annotation, molecular function: metallopeptidase activity. The coding region runs from base 1 to 1275 and encodes 424 amino acids. NCBI's taxonomy places the organism in Eukaryota, Fungi, Ascomycota, Leotiomycetes, Helotiales, Ploettnerulaceae.